Messenger RNA from Ochotona curzoniae (black-lipped pika), 2176 nucleotides. It is a transcript of the gene ADARB2, whose product is annotated as adenosine deaminase RNA specific B2 (inactive). Gene Ontology annotation, cellular component: cytoplasm; nucleolus. NCBI's taxonomy places the organism in Eukaryota, Metazoa, Chordata, Mammalia, Lagomorpha, Ochotonidae. The record is from RefSeq and is a predicted model, not a curated record. The transcript has 10 exons. Gene Ontology annotation, molecular function: tRNA-specific adenosine deaminase activity; double-stranded RNA adenosine deaminase activity; double-stranded RNA binding. Gene Ontology annotation, biological process: RNA processing; adenosine to inosine editing. The coding region runs from base 1 to 2145 and encodes 714 amino acids.
AUGGCAGACAAAGUAAGCAUAUUGUCAACCUUCCUCGCUCCCUUCAAGUACCUAAGUCCUGGCACCACAAACACGGAGGAUGAAGACAAUCUAAGUACCAGUAGUGCAGAAGUGAAGGAAAACCGCAAUGUGAGCAACCUGGGGACAAGGCCCCCACCCCCUGGAGAGCGGGCCCGCGGUGGCACACCCAGCAUAAAAAGAAAAAGACCCCUGGAAGAAGGAAAUGGGGGUCACUUCUGCAAACUCCAGCUGAUCUGGAAGAGGCUCUCCUGGUCGAUGACACCCAAGAAUGCCCUGGUCCAGCUGCAUGAACUGAAGCCUGGCCUGCAGUACCGGAUGGUGUCACAGACAGGCCCAGUGCAUGCUCCAGUCUUUGCUGUGGCAGUGGAAGUGAAUGGCCUCACAUUUGAGGGCACUGGGCCAACCAAGAAAAAAGCCAAGAUGCGAGCAGCAGAGUUGGCGCUGAAGUCCUUUGUGCAGUUCCCCAAUGCCUGCCAGGCCCACCUGGCCAUGGGCAACGGCACGAGCCCAUGCACAGACUUCACCUCGGACCAGGCCGACUUCCCGGACACACUGUUUAAGGAAUUUGAGCCGUCCACACCCAAUGAGGACUAUGCAGUCUGCCGCCCCGUUGAUGCAGACCUGCUGUCCACCGCCUACCGGCAUGGACGGCUGAUCUACCACACCCUGGACUUGAUGGGCCAGCCCAGGCCGCACAGGCCCAAGCCAGCCCCGACGGCCUCAGGGGAGAGGAAUCCAGUGGUGGUGCUGAACGAGCUGCGUUCCGGUCUGAGGUAUGUCUGCCUCUCGGAGACAGCCGAGAAGCCAAGGGCCAAGAGCUUUGUCAUGGCCGUGUGCGUGGAUGGGAGGACGUUCGAAGGCUCAGGACGCAGCAAGAAGCUGGCCAAGGGCCAGGCCGCCCAGGCUGCCCUGCAGGCCCUCUUCAACAUCCGGCUGCCUGGCCACACCCCCAGCAGGAGUAAAAGUAACCUCUUGCCACAGGAUUUUGCUGACUCGGUAUCCCAGCUGGUAACGCAGAAGUUCCGCGAGCUGACAGUGGGCCUGACAUCGGUGCACGGCCGCCACAAAGCUCUAGCAGGAAUCGUCAUGACCAAAGGCUUGGACAUCAGGCAAGCACAGGUCAUCGUCCUGUCCUCAGGGACCAAGUGCAUCAGCGGAGAGCACAUCAAUGACCAGGGGCUAGUGGUCAAUGACUGCCAUGCAGAGAUUGUAGCCAGGAGGGCAUUCCUUCACUUUCUCUAUGCACAGCUGGAGCUGCAUUUGAGCAAGCGGUGCGAGGACUCUGAGCGGUCCAUAUUUGUGCGGUUAAAGGAAGGAGGCUAUCGGCUGCGAGAAAACAUUCUCUUCCAUCUCUACGUGAGCACAUCCCCGUGUGGAGAUGCCAGACUCAACUCUCCCUACGAAAUCACCACAGACCUGAACAGCAGCAAACACAUCGUCAGGAAGUUCCGCGGGCACCUGCGCACCAAGAUCGAAUCUGGGGAAGGGACGGUCCCUGUGAGGAGCCCCAUCGCAGUGCAGACCUGGGACGGCAUCCUGCUGGGGGAGCAGCUGGUCACGAUGUCCUGCACAGACAAGAUCGCCAGGUGGAAUGUCCUGGGACUACAAGGCGCUCUCCUCUGUCACUUCAUUGAGCCCGUGUACCUCCACAGCAUCGUUGUGGGAAGCUUGCACCACACAGGCCACCUCUCCAGAGUCAUGAGCCACAGGAUGGAGGACAUUGGCCAGCUGCCCACCUCCUACCGGCACAACCGACUCCUCCUCAGCGGAGUGAGUAAUGCUGAGGCACGGCAGCCAGGAAAGUCUCCCCACUUCAGCCUGAACUGGGUCGUGGGCAAUGCGGACCUGGAGAUUAUUAAUGCCACCACUGGGAAGAGGAGCUGCGGGGGCUCAUCCAGGCUCUGCAAGCAUGUGUUCUCGGCUUGGUGGUCACGGCUCUAUGGCAGGCUCAGCACACGGAUACCAAGCUGUGGAGACACGCCAUCCAUGUACUGUGAGGCCAAACAGGGAGCCCAGACCUACCAGUCUGUGAAGCAGCAGCUGUUUAAGGCUUUUCAGAAAGCAGGGCUGGGCACCUGGGUGAGGAAACCACCAGAGCAAGACCAGUUUCUACUAACUCUCUAAAUCACCAGACUCCUUUGCUCUUCAACCAGAG